Molecule: messenger RNA, 3414 nt
Organism: Babesia microti strain RI
Lineage: Eukaryota; Apicomplexa; Aconoidasida; Piroplasmida; Babesiidae
Product: Nuclear protein STH1/NPS1
Exons: 13
Coding region: 1-3414 (1137 amino acids)
Biological process (GO): positive regulation of transcription by RNA polymerase II
Cellular component (GO): nucleus
Molecular function (GO): ATP binding; DNA binding; ATP-dependent chromatin remodeler activity
Source: RefSeq, a predicted model, not a curated record
AUGAGUGAGCUGUACGAUGGGUUACUCAAGGGCCUAUAUCGCCUUAGCGAUUCAAAUACGUCGAGUACUGAUUCCAAAUCACGUCUUUUACUAUCUUCUAUCAACAGGCUUAAAGCUUUGGGCAUACCAUAUUACCCAUCAACCUCAACAGAUCAAAUAGACAUACUUAACUCACAAAUUGAGGCGUACAAUCGCCUUUUUAUUGAACAACAGCCACUAGAUUCGCAAUUUCUGGCUAGAAGUGGCUGCACAAAAGUUACAGAUGAUGUGUUUGACAAUGAAGUUGUCGACAAUGAGAUUGCUGACAAUACGAUAUCAUUGAAUGAUAUAUUAACCCUUUCCUCAUCUAUACAACGUGGAAACUCUACUUGGGGUUGUUCUAAUGGUUGGAAAGAGUAUUAUAAUUAUUUACAAGAUUUGAAACUUAAAAGGUUCAUCAAUAACAUAGAUUCUGUAGCCCAUUCUCUGUGCAACAAUAAGACGCAGGGAUCCAGUAUAGAAAAUUACGUAUUUGAGUUUUUAAAUGUUAUAGGUAUCCAAUACACAACAGUUGAAGAUACGCUUAAGGCUUUGGAAUUUGUUAAGCAAAAGGCAAAAUUGCUCAAUUACCAAAAAUAUAUACACGUGCAGCUAUUUAUCCACUGUUUCAUAAAUCUAAAUGAUUAUACCACUCCGUCAUCCAAUAAAAACUUCACCAAGGAUCUUUUGGAACACUUUAAACACUUUUUCAACUUCCAUAAAGAGAGAAUGAAACGUAUAAAGAAACUUUCUCAUAGUAUUAGUAAACGCUUAACUUUUGCAGAUAGGAAACAAGAUCCCAGUACAUCGGCACUGCAAAAGGAGAGAUUAGAUGCGCUAAGGGCGCAUGAUGAGGAAGCAUAUAUGAAACUUCUUGAGCAUACCAAAAAUUCCAGAUUUUUACAACUCAUAAAACAAACUGAGGAAUACAUGCAACACAUACUAGAAUUGGUAUUGCAACAACGCCCAUCUGAACUUACUGAAAUGGUGAACGAAAUGCCAAUUGAAGAGGAUGGGGAUAACUCCGCGUACAAUUCGAUGAAAAAAAUUAAGCACAGGUACUAUACUUUGACCCAUUUGAUUAAUGAGCAAAUAAUUGACCAUCCCCCAUCUCUUGGUGGUAUGAAAUUGAGGGGUUAUCAAAUGAAAGGUCUUUCAUGGCUAGUAUCCCUAUACAAUAAUGGCCUUAAUGGCAUAUUGGCUGAUGAAAUGGGUCUAGGGAAGACCAUACAAACGGUGUCAUUAUUAGCCUAUCUUAACGACAUGAAAAAUGUAGCAGGGCCACAUCUAGUCGUAGCACCCUUAUCUACUUUGCAUGGAAAUUGGGAAAUCGAGUUAAAACGUUGGUUUUCCAGUUGCAACGUCUGUGUUUACGAAGGGUCAAAGGAAUGGCGUAGGGGCAUUAGGCAUAAAUGGCUUGGUAAUGGACCAAAAUUCAAUGUAUUAUUGACAACAGAUGCAUUUGUAAUUAGGGAUAAAAUUCAUCUGAGAAAAUUUAAUUGGGAGUAUCUAAUAGUCGAUGAGGCCCACAGACUUAAAAAUCCAAAUAGUAAACUUGUGAGGGUAUUAAACCAGGGGUUUAGGAUUAAAAGAAGAUUAGCAUUAACUGGAACGCCAUUGCAAAAUGAUAUACAGGAGUUGUGGGCAUUGUUGAAUUUCCUAAUGCCGCAUGUCUUUGGUAAUGUGAGGACUUUUUAUGAGUGGUUCAACGAACCCUUGUGGUCUCUCACCAAACUCAAAGAUGACAGUGAGCAUGUACUAUCUAUGACAGAAGAGGAGAAAUUGCUAAUUAUAGAUAGGUUGCACAAGAUUCUGAGGCCAUUUUUGUUACGCAGGGAAAAAUAUGAAGUUGCUGAUGAGGUACCUCGUAAAAUGGAGCAGCUAAUACUAUGCCCUCUGUCUGGAAUCCAAACGAAGCUUUACAAAAUGAUAAAUCAGACGCCUUCUGGAAAUAAUAAAAUGGUUCAAUUACGCAAAGUGUGUAACCAUCCUUAUCUGUUUUGUGGAUCAAUAAUACCAAGUGACCACACUUUAAUUACAAGCUGUGGAAAGUUUAUCAUGCUAGAAAAUAUUUUAUACAAAUUGAAGGCUGCAAAACAUCGUGUGUUGAUUUUUAGUCAAAUGACAAGAUUGUUAGAUCUGUUGGAGAUCUUCAUGACAAUGCAUAGUUACAAAUAUUUGCGCCUCGAUGGUAGUACAAACAGCGCCGAUCGUCAAUCAAGACUAAACAUGUUUAACGAAGUCAAUAGCCCUUACUUUGCCUUUAUUUUAUCCACUAAGGCUGGAGGACUUGGAUUAAAUUUGCAAUCAGCAGAUACGGUGAUAAUUUAUGACUCUGAUUGGAAUCCACAGAAUGAUGAGCAAGCACAAUCUAGGGUUCACCGCAUUGGGCAGAAGAGAAAGGUUCUGAUACUGAGAUUUAUUACACCAAAUACAGUUGAGGAGGCGAUACUAAAGUCCACAAGUACUAAAUUGGAACAGGAUGCAUUGGCUAUCAAGAGUGGCACUUACCAUGGGGAAUAUGUACAGGAUCACCAAAAUAGUGACAAAGUGAGAGAAAUACUCCGUCGGCAGGAAUGUCAACAGCUGUUCUGUUACAAAUUUGAUUCCCAUUAUUUUAAUGUUUUAAUGUCUCGUUCUAAAGAAGAUUUGAUGAUUUUUGAUUACAUAGAUGCAAAAUUUAAGGCCAUGGAUUAUUCAUCCCCAUUCCCCGUUGAAAUUUUCCCGCCUUCGUUAUAUACAUGGAUAAAAACCGCUUACAAAUACCCUCAAGUAAUGGAGGAUCAAUUGUCGCUUGAGCAGAUGCAGGAGGAGUGGGAGAGGGAAUACUCGAGGCAACAGAUUACAGCCGUGAAAUUGGAUCCAGAUGUUGUAAAAUCUUACAAUGAAGAGGCAGUUAAUAGUAUAACAAAUAUACCUUUGGAUUAUCCAGUGUCCAAGAAAGUUGAAUAUGACAACUCAACUCCUUGGUUGACAAUUAUGGACCAUGAUACGAGAUUGAUCGCAUUAAACAAGGGUAUACAACGUGCUGUUGAAGAGGCAAUUGCCAUGAAGCAAUUUGUCGAAUUCAUCAACUUACCCAAUGAGGACUUAUACCUCGAUUAUUAUAAAUACAUUAAACGACCUAUUUGCUUAAAAAAUAUGUUGGAUGACGCUAUUGAACAUAAGUUUACAAAUAUAGCUCAGUUGGAGAAGUGUUUGUCGCUGUUAAGUAGCAAUGCAAAAGAGUAUAAUGGAUCGGAAUCGCAGAUGUUUUAUAUGGUAUGGCUUAUACUAUCCCUGGAAUGUUCUGGAAUGGUAUUGUACAAGUCUAGAAAAUACGCUUGCCAAUUUUUAUCCAAAGAUGACUCAAUGUUUUUAAGUGACAGUGAGAAGAUUGUGGAUAAGAAUAAGUGA